AUGUACAAAGCACUGCAAGGGGAAUUCCAAAAGGUGACAUGGAGAUGCUUAGUAUGCAACAACAAGGGAAUGCCAAAGUGUAUUUUUAUCCUAAGAUUAGCUAUACAAGACAGGUUAGCUACUAAAGAAAGACUAGCAAGAUGGGGCUUAGUAGAUGAAACUUUGUGUACAAUGUGCCACAGGAACAAUGAAACAAUGCAUCACUUAUUUUUUGACUGUGAUUAUUCAAAUGAGAUAUGGCAGAAGUUACUAUCCUGGCAAGGGGUCAUGAAAAGGAAAAAACAGUGGAAGGAAGAAGUUCAAUGGGCAGAGAAGAAGGCAGCAGGGAAGAGUGCAGGAGCAGAGAUAUACAGAAUGGUUUUGACUGCAACAGUCUACCAUAUUUGGCAAGCCAGAAACAGUAUUAUUUUUCAGAAGAAACAAGUUAAUGCACAGAGUAUAGUGAAAACGAUAGUUCAGGAGAUGCAUAUAAGAGCUCAAAAUUGUAAAAAAAAAAAAAAAACUGGAUACUUAUCUAAGUAA
Molecule: messenger RNA, 522 nt
Organism: Nicotiana tabacum (common tobacco)
Lineage: Eukaryota; Viridiplantae; Streptophyta; Magnoliopsida; Solanales; Solanaceae
Source: RefSeq, a predicted model, not a curated record